AUGCUGCUAGAUGGCACUUCUAUAGAUGUCACCUUCGUGCCUAUGGCGAUUUCCUACGACAAGGUCCUCGAGGCAGAAACCUUUCCUCAAGAGCUAUUAGGCGAGCCUAAGAAGGCUGAGGAAUAUCUGGUGGCCUAUUGGAAUACAGAAUCGUCUCUGCAGCCGCUGCUAGGGGCCCUUCAGCAAUCCACCGUUUCGCCGAUGGCGCAGUUUCACAAUCUUCCGCCACUGAUGGGGCAGCCAUGCCUCGUGUCUCCCGGGAAAGGAGAAACGGUACAGGAGGCUUCACGAAGCGAGCAGCAGCAGCAACUCGAUCCUACGCAUCCAAAGAGCUAUCCAGCUCUCAGAGCCGGCGGCAAGCUGCCUCCUAUUUCCCAAGAUCUCAAGCGCAAGGUUGUUUGCGGUGUCUCGAAUUGGAUAAUGGAUAAGCUGUCGGAGGGUUUGUACGUUACACCGACGGCUUUGGUUUGCACCAUUCUCGCGCUUCACCGAGAUGGCAUCCGAGAGGAGGACCUUGUGAGUGUGUGUAAUGCGUUCCGCCGUGAAGGUAACGUCCACGGAGUGGGAGGCGCUCAGGUGUCGUGGACUGGUGUACAGACACCGGCAUGA
Molecule: messenger RNA, 609 nt
Organism: Cyclospora cayetanensis
Lineage: Eukaryota; Apicomplexa; Conoidasida; Eucoccidiorida; Eimeriidae
Exons: 3
Coding region: 1-609 (202 amino acids)
Cellular component (GO): mitochondrial membrane
Source: RefSeq, a predicted model, not a curated record